UAUGGGCAAUAAGUCUCUUUGUUGUUCCGCUUAAUCUGAACUCCAAUCAUAGAUAUGCAAAUUAGAUGGUAGACCCCAAGCAUAGAUUAUUUAAUAAACAGAUGUGAAUGGGUGUAGAGUUGUUUUGAGUUUGGGAAAAUUAUUUAAUGAACAAGUAGAUAUAAUUGUACUACCAACAACUCAGAAAUUGAAAUUGAAUAAUUAAGCAUCAGAGCACAUUAAGUAUAUUAUCAUUGCGAUAAAAUAAAUAGAAAAUUCGGUAGUAAUUAAAUAUUAAAUGAAUUGCACCAAAUUCUAUUGAGUGAAGGAGGAAAAGUAUAAUUGGGAUCAGUUGUUCAUACUCAUGCUGGCGAAGUUAUAUAUUGUAUAAAGAUUUUAGAUGCCAUAUGAUUAUAUAUUCUUUGCAGUAUUACCUAAUGCUACUGAAGCUUCAAUUAUAGUGUUGAAUGAAUCAUUAGAAUAAGAGUUAGUAUCUUCAAUUGAAGAGAACUUCAGAGUAAAUUCAUUUGCAGCAUAUGCUGAGAAAAAGAAACUAGAUUCUACAGAAUCUAGAGAAAUUUAAAUAGUUUAUGAAGCUAUAAUAAAUUGUUUAGAGAAAGCAACAGAAUUGGGUGUUAAAUCAAUAGCCUUUUCUGUUAUGGAUUAAUAAAUUAUACAAAUAGCAAGAAGUAAAUUAGCUUCAGUGAUGUUAUUUGCUAUAAAGAGUUUCUUGAGAGACAAUUCUAAUAAGACCUCUUUAGUGGAAAUAAGAAUUUCAUCAUGUGAAGCUCCAACUUUCAAAAUUUAUAAAACCUAUAUGAAUUAGAUUUUAAAUGAUUAGGGUGAAACUACGAUUGAGAAAUUGUUUUAAUAAGAAGAAUAAAUUUAUUAAUAGGAAUUCAAAAUUGACAGUUAGACUGAUAUCAAGAAAGAUGAUAUUAGAAAAUUUUGUAAUGGAUGUAAAGACGGAGAUUCCAAAUUAAAGGAAUUUAAAAGUUCUUUUUGA
Paramecium pentaurelia is the source of this 985-nucleotide messenger RNA. The record is from the annotation of a GenBank genome assembly. Lineage: Eukaryota; Ciliophora; Oligohymenophorea; Peniculida; Parameciidae.